CCCCAAAGCUUCCUCCCCUCAGUUGACAUGAGACUCACCAGCAUUCCGCUUGUGGAAGCACACAGAUUCUACAGGGAGGCCUUUUGAAACAUAUGCAUCAUGAUUUUUGAAGCACUUUUUGAUUGUAUGGACUUUACUGGCUGGCUGUUGGUAAGUUUUGUAAUAUUAGUCCUGGCAGAUGUGGUCAGAAACUGGAAGCCACACAACUUUCCACCCGGACCCUGGGCUGCACCUUUUCUAGGAAAUAUCUUGACAGGACUGGACUUUAAAACAAUGGCGAAGCUUGCUCAGGAGUAUGGUCCAGUGUUCAGCCUGAGGAAAGGCAGCGACAGGAUGGUGUUCAUUACGGGCCACAAGAUGGUCAAGGAGGCUCUUGUAAACCAGCUAGACUGCUUUGCUGAUCGACCUAUUGUCCCUCUCUUCCACGAAACCUUUAAGGGGCUUGGCAUAGCUUUGAGCAAUGGUUACCUGUGGAAGAAGCAGAGGAAGUUUGCCAACACUCACCUGCGUUACUUCGGACAGGGCCAGAAAUCGCUGGAAAGGAACAUCGAAGUGGAAUCUAACUUCCUCUCUGAAGCUUUCAAGGAGGAACAAGGCAAACCAUUUAACCCCCACUACAUUAUAGUGACUGCAGUGAGUAACAUCAUCUCGUCUGUGCUCUUCGGACAUCGCUUUGAAUACAGUGAUCAAAGCUUCCGUAGAUUUCUGGAGUUGGACAAUGAGGCCGUUGUGCUCGCUGGCUCUCCUCUGACUCAGCUGUACGAUGUCUUCCCUAGCCUGCUGAAGCACCUGCCGGGACCUCACCAGACUGUCCUCGGCAACUACAAGCAGAUCAUGGCUUUCCUGAAAAAGCAAGUAGAGAAGCACCAGGAGGAGUGGAACCCUGAUGACCCUCGGGAUUUUAUCGAUGCAUACCUGGUAGAGAUGGAGAAGAACAAGGAGGAUCCCCAGGCUGGCUUCAACAUUGAAACCCUGCUGGUUUGCAACCUAGACCUGAUUGAGGCUGGUACCGAAUCAAGUGCUACCACUUUACGCUGGGCCCUCGUCUACAUGCUGCACCACCCAGAGAUACAGGAGAAAGUCCAGGCAGAGAUAGACAGAGUAGUCGGACAGUCUCGUCAGCCCACUAUGACCGACAGACCCAACAUGCCUUACACCGACGCUGUUAUCCACGAGACUCAAAGGAUUGGAAAUAUCGUUCCCAUGGGAUUCCCCAAAAUGGCCAAUAAAGACGCAACAGUGGGAGGUUACUUUAUUCCCAAAGGCACGCCUAUAAAUACAAUUCUUGCAUCUGUGCUGUUUGAUAAGAACGAGUGGGAGACUCCAGAUAUCUUCAAUCCUGAGCAUUUCUUGGAUUCAGAGGGCCAGUUCCGCAGAAGAGAGGCCUUCUUACCGUUUUCAGCAGGUAAACGUGUCUGUUUAGGGGAGCACCUGGCCAAGAUGGAGCUGUUCCUUCUCUUUACUUCUCUCCUCCAACGCUUCACCUUCUCUCCUGUUCCCGGGGAAAUGCCCAGCUUGGAGGGUGUGAAUGGGUUCACCUAUUCCCCGGAGGAGUUCAGGAUCCUGGCUGAGCCUCGCUGAUCCGCUCCCACCGUUACUCAUCUCAGCAUUAGCCCAAAGCAUCAACGGCCUCCUCGUUCUCUCUGAGACAACACAAUCAAAGAUCACAUAUCUGACUCGGAACUGAAAACUAGCUUGCAUAAUAUGUGACCAUCUUCCAACAAAUAAAUGAAUAUAAAAACAAA
Molecule: messenger RNA, 1745 nt
Organism: Anoplopoma fimbria (sablefish)
Lineage: Eukaryota; Metazoa; Chordata; Actinopteri; Perciformes; Anoplopomatidae
Product: cytochrome P450 2J2-like
Exons: 9
Coding region: 100-1581 (493 amino acids)
Biological process (GO): xenobiotic metabolic process
Cellular component (GO): cytoplasm; intracellular membrane-bounded organelle
Molecular function (GO): heme binding; oxidoreductase activity, acting on paired donors, with incorporation or reduction of molecular oxygen, reduced flavin or flavoprotein as one donor, and incorporation of one atom of oxygen; iron ion binding
Source: RefSeq, a predicted model, not a curated record